GUUCCACUGGCAGGCGACGAUUAUGGGACCUGGUGACUCUCCUUACUCUGGCGGUGUCUUCUUCCUCGCCAUUCACUUCCCUACCGACUACCCCUUCAAGCCUCCUAAGGUCAACUUCACCACCCGCAUCUACCACCCUAACAUCAACUCCAACGGCAGCAUCUGUCUCGACAUCCUGCGAGACCAGUGGAGCCCUGCGCUCACCAUCUCCAAAGUGUUGCUGUCCAUCUGUUCGAUGCUGACGGAUCCCAACCCCGAUGACCCUCUCGUCCCUGAAAUCGCCCACGUCUACAAGACUGACCGUGCCCGGUACGAAGCCACUGCCCGCGAGUGGACUCGAAAGUACGCCAUCUAGGCUUCGGCUUGGAGACGUUCUUUGGCGUGAGAUUGGGGAUUGCUGUAGAAGGCGAUGUGGCGGGUACUUAGGCUACCUCUCAUCGACGACUUUGGAGUCCUGGGCAAGACAGCCACCCUGCCUUGCGGACUGGACAGUUGCGGUGCUUAUGUGAACGUAGGCACCUCGUCCAGCUUUAGAGAGGCAAGUCGAGCAUCGGGCACUGCGGAGAAGAGAGCGAGGUUUACGAACGAGAGACGCUGGAGUUAGAGAGGUCCAUUGGGCACACCAGAUAGCUGCUUCGGCUUAUGACAACGGCAUUGCAUUCCCAGUCCAAGAGUAUGUGACAAGAUCCGGUUGAUUCGUGACUGACAUGCAGUGAAGUUCAUUGGGCGGUACAAACAUCGGGUGAACUUGACGAGAGCGUCCUGGGUG
This is a messenger RNA of Verticillium alfalfae VaMs.102, 769 nucleotides long. Its product is annotated as ubiquitin-conjugating enzyme. Gene Ontology annotation, biological process: ubiquitin-dependent protein catabolic process; protein polyubiquitination. Gene Ontology annotation, molecular function: ubiquitin conjugating enzyme activity. Lineage: Eukaryota; Fungi; Ascomycota; Sordariomycetes; Glomerellales; Plectosphaerellaceae. Bases 23 to 355 code for a protein of 110 amino acids. The transcript has 3 exons. The record is from RefSeq and is a predicted model, not a curated record. Gene Ontology annotation, cellular component: nucleus.